AUGCAGUUUAGCGAAGCGUUGUUCCCGCAGAUCUUCCCCCCGGUUGAAGAGGGCGAGGACCCCACGGUGAUGACUGGCGAUUUCGCCACCGACACCCAACCCCGCCCCGGGAGGAACGCCUUCGGCCAGAAGCCACGAUGGCCCCGAGAGGCGCCCGGAGGCAUCGAUCGCGCAACCGAUGGGCCCGCGGCGCACGUCCUGUUCGAACCCUCCAGGCUGCACGAGGCGACGUGUAAGGGAUUCAUCGAGGAGGUGACCUGGCUGCUGGACUCCGCGCCCGAUGAGCAGAGAUGCACGGUGGACGACCUCGACCCCGGCGGCCGGUCCCCUCUGCAUUUCGCGGCGGGGUACGGCCACUUGGACAUCGUUAAGCUGUUGACGGAACGGAAAUGUAAGCUGGAGGUGCGGGACAUGUGGAUGAAGGCGCCGGUGGAUUGGGCGAUCCAGACCGAGCAACACGAGAUCAUCGAGCUUUUGCGCAUCGAGGCAGUCAAGCAGAAAAUCAUAGGCGGGAAAGGCGAGGUGGCGCCUCUGAAGACCAAGUGCGAGUUCGCCACAGGCAAGACGUUCGAGGAGAUAGACGAGUUCAUGUGCAACUGGGAGAACAAGGUAUGGGACAAGCACGAGAGGGCAUGCAUGGAGGAAAGAGAGAAUCGGGCACCGUGA
This is a messenger RNA of Micromonas commoda, 666 nucleotides long. RefSeq lists its product with no specific name. The record is from RefSeq and is a predicted model, not a curated record. The coding region runs from base 1 to 666 and encodes 221 amino acids. Lineage: Eukaryota; Viridiplantae; Chlorophyta; Mamiellophyceae; Mamiellales; Mamiellaceae. The transcript has a single exon. Gene Ontology annotation, molecular function: protein binding.